AUAUAUACAAUAGCUUAUUAAAGGACCAAACCAUUCCAGUUUAUUUUCUCUUCUGCACUCUUUCUUUCUCUCACCCAACAACUAAAGGGCCUGGGUUAGUUGUUUAAUUUGGUUUCCUUUCAUUUUCUUGGAUGAAGACAAUCAUGGCUAGGAGUAUCCAAGAUUCUCCCUCUAAGAGGCAGUUCCAUUGGACAACCAAAGUUAGCAAUGAAGAAGAAGAAGAAGAAGAUCUCAGCCCCUCCUCAGACACAAAGAGUAGUGAUCUUAAACAAGAAGAAGAAGAUCCCAAUAAGCUUCUUUGCCCAUUGAAACCUCAAGACCAAGAAUCAGCGGCUACAAGCAGGCAAGCCAGGGCGGUUUCCAGGCUGAAAUCUGUGCUGGGUUCAAUUGGGAGGAACAGAAUAAUGCAAUUGCUGAUGACCCAUCAGCGCCGCCUUGGAACCAAGGUGGUGGGCACCCUUUUCGGCCACCGGCGGGGCGGCAACGUGCAUAUCGCGUUCCAGAAAGACCCCACAUCGGAGCCGGUGUUCUUGGUUGAAUUAGCCACCCCGAUCUCCGGGCUGGUCCGGGAAAUGGCGUCGGAGCUCGUCCGGAUUGCCCUGGAAUGCGACAAGGACGACGAGAAGAAGACCAUCAAGGCUGCAGGCACGGCGGGGAGGCUCAUAGACGAGCCUGUUUGGAGAACGCAUUGCAAUGGGAAGAAGUGUGGGUUCGCGAAUCGACGCGAAUGUGGGGCUAAAGACUGGGAGAUUUUGAAGUCCGUGGAGCCUAUCUCCAUGGGCGCCGGCGUGUUGCGAAUAGACGGAGGAGACAGCGGCGGCGGCUCAGCCGCCGGAGAAAUCAUGUACUUGAGAGCCAAGUUUGACAGGGUUGUUGGGUCUAGAGAUUCAGAAGCAUUCUACAUGAUGAACCCAGACAGCAAUGGCGCUCCAGAACUUAGUCUUUACCUGCUCAGAGUUUAAGAUAAUAGUUGUCCGGUUAUGCUUAAAGUGGACAGAUUUCUUUUGAAACCGUGAUUUUGGUUCUUUAAGGUGGGAGAUUCAAUCUUUCCGGGGAGAAAAUAAUAGUAGCAGGUAGCUAGCAAUUGUAUUUAGUUAAGGAAAGGAGAUUGAUCUAGUAAAUUAAUCUCCGAUGUUCAUUUUUAUGUUUUGUCUUUCCUUUUUUGUGUAAUUUUGGUGAUCAUACAACGCAGAAGAAUGUGAUGUUAAUAUAUUUGGGGGAAUGGAAAAUAGUAUACUAAGUAUUAUUAUUGCA
Molecule: messenger RNA, 1254 nt
Organism: Ipomoea nil (Japanese morning glory)
Lineage: Eukaryota; Viridiplantae; Streptophyta; Magnoliopsida; Solanales; Convolvulaceae
Product: protein MIZU-KUSSEI 1-like
Exons: 1
Coding region: 132-962 (276 amino acids)
Biological process (GO): hydrotropism
Source: RefSeq, a predicted model, not a curated record